AUGUCUUCAAAUGGUACUGUUGUUGCUGCUGAUGAUGUUGCAAAAUCUAAAACAACCACUCCUACUUCGAUAUUAUCAAGAAUAAAUUCUAUACAUCUUGAUGAAAAUAGUAUUGAACAGGAACUACCAAUAUCAUCAAAUGAAUAUGUUAAUUUAGUUACCGAACAUAUGACUACGGAUUUUAUUCCAUCCACACAACUAUCCGGAAAUGAAUCAUCCACUACAUCAUUAUCAUUGAAUCCAAUUCAGCAGUCGUUUAAUUUAAGUAACAAUAAUAAUAGCCAUCAUCAUCAUCGUUAUGAACCAAAUGUAGAUCAUCAUCAUCUUGGCCAUAAUAAUAUUGCACAUAUUCAAGAUCAUUGUCAUGAUAUUUGUCUUGAAUAUUAUGAUAAUCACAAUAAUAAUCAUCAUUUGAAUAACCGACAAAUAACUAAUCAUCAUUUUGCUACAUUGCAACAACAGAAUGUACAUCUUAUGGAUGAUAAUAAUAAUCAGCAUCCUCAAUAUUCUGAUCUUCACAACAAAAUUCAAGAUUCAGACAGAUUUUUCCUUACACAACAACAACAGAAUCAAGAAUCAUUACCUUUUUCAACAAUGGCAACAACAAUAGCUACAUUGAACAAUUCUAUUUCAAACAAUAGAUGUGAUAAUAAUAAUGAUAUGGCAACAAUUGUAUCCAAACAAUAUCAUCAACCACAACCACCACUACUAACAUCAUCAUCAUCAACAACAACAUAUCAGGAUCAUAUUCAGAAUUCAUCUUCAUUUUUGCAAACAAUGUCGACAAAAUUACAACAGCCACAACAACAACAAAAAUUAUCAAUGAAUAUUUUAUCCAUGAAUGGUAACCAACAACAACAGGCAGCCUUAUUCGCAAACACUGCACCAAUGUUAACCAUACGACGAAAAGAACGUAAUGUGUGA
Dermatophagoides farinae (American house dust mite) is the source of this 924-nucleotide messenger RNA. Lineage: Eukaryota; Metazoa; Arthropoda; Arachnida; Sarcoptiformes; Pyroglyphidae. The record is from RefSeq and is a predicted model, not a curated record.